Carya illinoinensis is the source of this 1729-nucleotide messenger RNA. RefSeq names its product UPF0481 protein At3g47200-like. Bases 196 to 1623 code for a protein of 475 amino acids. The transcript has 2 exons. Lineage: Eukaryota; Viridiplantae; Streptophyta; Magnoliopsida; Fagales; Juglandaceae. The record is from RefSeq and is a predicted model, not a curated record.
GAUACAAGCAAAUAUAUAAUAUUAUCAAUCAAUGAUCAGAUAGCGGCCGCGCGGAGUUGCUUUCCAGCUAGCUAGCUCAUUCCGUCCUGGCUGUGGUAUUUAAGAUCAGGCUCUCGAUCGAUCUCAAGCGUACAAGUAUUUCUUUCGAGCAUCAUUUGAAGGAAAAAGGAAGUAGUACUUGGACGUGAGAUUACAAUGGCCGAGGCCCCUUCUAUGCAUUUGAGCGAGGCUGCUGCUGUACAGAUUAAUAUAGAGAUGGAAGAGCUUACUGCUUCGCUCUUAGACGCUGAACCCUUGAGGCCUUCCAAUUGGCCCGAGCUUUGCAUCUACAGGGUCCCCAAAGAAUUCCGAGUUUUCAGGGACAAAGAAAUUAAACAAUUCACUCCAAGGCUAGUUUCAAUAGGCCCCUUUCACCACGGCAACCAAGAACUGCAGGGAAUGGAGAAGGUGAAACUCAUGUAUUUCAAGGAAUUCUGUUAUCGGACUAGGAACGCCGAGCAUAAUCUUGUAAAGUUCGCUGCAGAUAAAAGAUGUGAAGUCGAGAGAUCGUAUUCAGAGACGUUUGAUAUCGAUCAUGAUAGGUUCUUGAGAAUUAUCCUACUGGAUGCUGCCUUCAUCGUGGAGCUCUUCUUGAGGUUCUCUGACUCUCAAACUCAUGCUCAUGGAAACGAUUUGAUAUUGAGUAAACCAUGGCUGAUACAUGCUAUAAGGCUCGACUUCCUAUUACUCGAGAAUCAGCUUCCAUAUUCUUUUCUCGACGAAUUCAUCCAAUUUUUAGGUGAUGAUUGUCCUCCUACCUUUCUUGAGCUUGCCUGUAACUUCUUUUGCUUGAAAUUUAAGGGCGAGAUUUCAAUGGAAUUGAAGGAAGUAAAACAUUUCACUGAUUUGCUGCGAACAUUUCACGUUCUUCCGAUCCUAAAAGCUAAGAGUAUUGAUCGUAGUGAAAGGCCUAGUACUGUCCGUGAACGUCGGACUAAAGUUCUGCACAGUGCUAAAAAGCUGGACGAGGCAGGAGUGAAUUUCAAGGCGAUAGUUCCGAAAGAAGUAGGCUUACUCGGCAUAGAAUUCCAGAAGAUGAAGGGCAUGGAACACUGUCCGUGCUUCAAUUUAUCAUGGCUUUUGAAUUGCUUACCUUGGUUCAAAUGCCUUCCAAUUUUGGAGCGUACGCAGCCAUGCCUGACAAUCCCACAAUUGGAGAUAACAACCGGAACUGAACUUUUUUUCCGAAACCUCGUUGCCCUGGAGCUGUGCCAUUAUCCAUCGGAAUCUCAUUACUUCUGUAAUUACAUUUCCCUGUUGGAUUUUCUAAUCAACACUGAAAGAGACGUGGAACUACUUGUUGACCAAAGUGUUAUCAUCAACCGUCUAGGUAGUAAUGCAGCAGUGGUGACUCUAAUUAAGGAAAUGGGUUCUCAGAUUGUCAUUAUUCCUAGUAACUGUUUCAAAGACAUCAUCCGUCGAAUGAAUCAGCACUGUAAGAACCCUUGGAAUCGGGUCGUGGCAACCAUGUCAAGCGUGUAUUUCCCUGAUAUUUGGAGAGGUACUGCAACUGUGCUUGGACUUAUUAUCCUGGGUUUCACUCUCUGGAACUUUAUUCGGCCUUUUGUACUUGCGAAGCGUUAACAUCGGCGGUGUAACGUUGAUUUGUUCAAAUGCUUUGCUUUUAGUUGAACUCGGUUACCUUGUUGCUGAGUUUAUCCCCUGCAUCUUUUCAGGUACGUUCUACCUA